This is a messenger RNA of Vollenhovia emeryi, 1648 nucleotides long. RefSeq names its product cytoplasmic tRNA 2-thiolation protein 2 (gene Ctu2). The transcript has 3 exons. The record is from RefSeq and is a predicted model, not a curated record. Gene Ontology annotation, cellular component: cytosol. Bases 172 to 1524 code for a protein of 450 amino acids. Gene Ontology annotation, molecular function: tRNA binding; sulfurtransferase activity. Gene Ontology annotation, biological process: tRNA wobble position uridine thiolation. Lineage: Eukaryota; Metazoa; Arthropoda; Insecta; Hymenoptera; Formicidae.
GUGCACGCUGCGUCCUAACCUAAAAUCAGCUGUGCGCACGGAUGCCUUUACACUUGUACAGAAUCCGGAGAGGCUUGGCCUGUGAUAAAUUAUUGUAAAUUUUCGUAAACGUCUGAUUGCAGGGUGAAAUUACAAAUUGUACCGUUUGUCCGACAAGUCGCGAAAGAGGAGAUGUGUUCGAUCAACGACUGCAGAUUUGAACACGACGAUGAAAGUACUAAAGGCAAAACGAGAGAUCUAUCAGAUACAACGCUAUGCAGAAAGUGCAGGUGCGAGAGCGUGGACGUUUUAUUAGCCGGCCAGAGCGGUUACUGUAACGCCUGUUUCCUGACUGCUACGAGCCACAAGUUCAGAGCGGCGCUCGGUAAAUCCAAGAUCAUUCGCCGCGGCGACGCGAUACUGGUCGACCACUCGGGGGAAUUGAAUUCCACCGUGCUCUUACACCUCAUUAAAGCAGGCUUGAGUGAAUCCACUCACAAGAAAAUCAUCUUCAAGACAGUGGUCUUGUAUAUAGACGACAACGUGGCGAGAACGAGCGAGGAAAGGGACGCGCUGCGACGCAGGAUCGCCGAGGAAACGAGGGCCUCCGGAUUCGACGGUUACGCCGUGUCAUUGAGUCAAGUUUUAAACGCGGAGGAUGCACUGGACGUAAAACCGAUGGGCGAGGAGAUGAGCCAUGAAAGGGACGAUCAGCUGCGUGCGAUGUUGGCCGGUUUAUCGGACGACACCGCGAGGACGGAUCUUAUCGGUCAGCUGCGUCGAAGGCUGCUCCUGUCGGCGGCUCGCAGACUCGAUUGCGGCAAGAUAUUCGUGGCCGAUUCCGCCGUGGACAUCGCCGCGAAGGCGCUCGGGGACGUGUGCCUGGGACGAGGCGCGCAACUCUCCGCGCUCGCCGGCUUCUGCGACGCGCGGUGCACCGACGUCCUGAUACUCAAGCCGAUGAGGGACUUCACGCAGCAGGAAUUGGCGCACUAUUCGAGAUACCACGGGAUAAGCUGCGUCAAGCCGGCGGAGCUCGGCGCGCCGGCGGCUUGCAUCCAGGCGUUGGCGCGCGGUUUCACGACGCAGCUGGAGUCUCAGUUCUCCGGCACGGUGUCCACCGUGUUCCGCACGGCCGACAAAGUGAGCCCGAGGGGCGACGCGCAGCGGGGCGUAGAGGACAAUUGCGCGCUUUGCGACGCGAGCUUGGACUCCGGGACUUCUGCCGACGAGGUGACCGCCACGCGGGCGCUCGAGGUUUCCAAACGGGUGUCUUCCAGAUGCGUCGCCGCGAGUUCUCCUGGAAACGAGGAAGCGAGCGGAGACUCCAAUUGCCUCGUUCCAGGCACGGCGUGUAGCUGUAAGAACGACGUGAGGGGACAAGUGGCCGCGGAGGACGUUUGGAGAUGUCUCUGUUACAGCUGCAGACGGAUAUUUCCGAGCACGGAGAUUUUAUGCGACCUGCCGGCGCCGUUACUGUCCGCCAUCCGGCAAAGAAUAGCUUUGAAGAGUAUGAAAGAGAGAAUCAGUGACUUUUUACUUUAAUUAGGAGCUCUAAGAUUUUGCGGACGAGAACGUUUGUACAUUGACACGGUGGAAAUGUACAUAUUACGAGACUUUUUAUUUAAAUACAGUAACACGUUAUUUAUACGCAUUAUUUUUCCCGAGA